AUUGCAUCUUUUAAAUGCUUCGUUUUCAGUCUCUCUCUCUCUCUCUCUCUCUCUCCUUUGGAACUUCUUGAUAUUCAACAUGGGAGAAGCUCAAGAAGUGCAGCUCCACAUCAUCACUGAGAUGGGCAAACAAGCAAACUCAACUGAGCAAAUGCAUACCAGCAGCCUAUCAACAAUCGGCAAACGAAGAAACUAUAAGAGGUGGCUCCGAAUGGCCAUAUAUACACUCUUUCUCCUCUUUGGGCAGUCAACAGCUUUAAUACUGGGAAGAUUAUAUUACACAAAAGGUGGAAAGAGCAAAUGGUUAGGAACUCUUGUGCAGCUUGGAGGCUUCCCACUCCUCCUUCCCUACUACUUCAUCUCAUCACCCAAAAACAAACCCCCCAAAGAAGAAACAGUCCUCUCAAAACCACCAUCAGCCUUGACACUUUCAACCGUUUAUGUAUUCCUUGGCCUACUUGUAGCAGUAGAUUGCUUCUUGUUUUCAACUGGGCUAAUGUACCUUCCAGUCUCUACUUACUCCCUCAUUAGUUCCUCAACAUUGGGGUUCAAUGCUUUAUUCUCCUUCUUCCUCAAUUCCCAGAAGUUCACCCCUUUCAUACUCAAUUCUCUAGUCCUUCUCACCAUAUCCUCCAUUCUCCUUGUUCUUCAAACACAUUCUGCAGACCCCACAGCUGGAGUCUCUAAAGGGAAGUAUAUAAUUGGGUUCAUUUGCACACUUGGUGCAUCUGCUGGAUAUGGGUUGGUGCUUUCCCUCACACAGCUUGCCUUUAAGAGGGUUCUGAAAAGGGAGACAUUUUCAGCAAUCAUGGACAUGAUAGUUUACCAAUCACUUGUUGCAACCUCAGCUACUUUGGUGGGACUUUUCGCCAGCGGAGAGUGGAAGGGUUUAAACAGAGAGAUGGAAGAGUUUGAACUGGGGAAGGUCUCGUAUCUCAUGACUGUGAUUUGGACAGCCAUAUUGUGGCAGGUUUUCUCUGUUGGUUGCAUGGGAUUGGUUUUUGAGGUUUCUUCCCUCUUCUCCAAUGCCAUAAGUGUUCUGGGUUUGCCUAUUGUUCCGGUUCUUGCCGUGAUCUUUUUCCACGACAAACUUGGUGGAAUAAAGGUGGUCUCCAUGGUGUUAGCUAUUUGGGGCUUUAUUUCGUAUGUCUAUCAGCAGUACCUCGACGAUUAUCAGUCCAAGCCUGAAGACAGAACUUCCAAUGAAGUUUCCGAUUAAUGCUUCCCAACAUGGAGAGGUUGAUGGAUGAAUAAGUUUCCUUUUGUUUUAGGCUGCAAUCUACAGUGCUGGAUAAAACACAUGCUUAGAUCAAUGUGAGGCUAAUGCAAGUAACAUUUUUUGGCUUAUGCAUGGAAUGGCUAUUAGUAGAAGACGAGCAGAUGUCCUCAUCCCUAUUAAAUGUGUGGUCAAAUUAUUUUGCCAUGUAAUUGUUAUAUUGAAAAUGAUCCUCUCAAGUUCUUGUCCUAAUUUGAUGAUACCAGUUAAAAGA
This is a messenger RNA of Juglans regia (Persian walnut), 1490 nucleotides long. RefSeq names its product probable purine permease 10. The record is from RefSeq and is a predicted model, not a curated record. Bases 80 to 1219 code for a protein of 379 amino acids. The transcript has 2 exons. NCBI's taxonomy places the organism in Eukaryota, Viridiplantae, Streptophyta, Magnoliopsida, Fagales, Juglandaceae. Gene Ontology annotation, cellular component: membrane. Gene Ontology annotation, molecular function: purine nucleoside transmembrane transporter activity.